This is a messenger RNA of Oncorhynchus tshawytscha (Chinook salmon), 4037 nucleotides long. It is a transcript of the gene pknox2, whose product is annotated as pbx/knotted 1 homeobox 2. Gene Ontology annotation, biological process: positive regulation of interleukin-1 production; monoatomic cation transport; regulation of DNA-templated transcription. The record is from RefSeq and is a predicted model, not a curated record. The coding region runs from base 179 to 3202 and encodes 1007 amino acids. The transcript has 19 exons. Lineage: Eukaryota; Metazoa; Chordata; Actinopteri; Salmoniformes; Salmonidae. Gene Ontology annotation, molecular function: channel activity; DNA binding.
ACUGCUUGUGCAGGGGAGUAUAGGCUGUGUUGUCAGCCUAGUGUCAGUCUGAUGAAGAUUGGCAUUCAGACUUUGUGUGGAGGACCGGACACUAAGGUGUGGAAGAGCAGACAACGACAGCAUUGACUACUGCUUUGUUGCAGAGGGCAAACUAACUGUCUCCAUGUGAAGCUGUCCCAUGAUGCAACAUGUGUCCCCAGCACCAGCACUGACAAUGAUGGCCACCCAGAGCGUUCCUCCACCAUCGUACCAGGAGAGCCAACAGAUGACAGGCACCACCCAACAGAACUCCAAGGCCCAGCAGGUCCACAUCUCAGCAUCCUCGGCGGCUGGGAACACCCCCGUCAGUGUGACCCUUGACCCCCAGGCCCAGCUGGAGUCAGACAAGCGGGCCGUGUACAGACACCCUCUAUUCCCACUGCUGGCCCUGCUGUUUGAGAAGUGUGAGCAGGCCACCCAGGGCUCCGAGUGCAUCACCUCUGCCAGCUUCGAUGUGGACAUCGAAAACUUUGUCCACCAGCAGGAGCAGGACCACAAGCCAUUCUUCAGCGAGGACCCUGAGCUGGACAACCUGAUGGUGAAGGCCAUCCAGGUGCUGAGGAUCCACCUGCUGGAACUGGAGAAGGUUAAUGAGCUCUGCAAGGACUUUUGCAACCGCUACAUCACCUGCCUCAAGACCAAGAUGCACAGCGACAACCUGCUCCGCAAUGAUCUGGGUGGACCCUACUCGCCCUCGCACACCUCACUUAGCCUGCAGCAGGACCUCCUCCAGACGUCCUCUCCGUCCAUGACAUCAGUCUCCAGCUCCGUCAACUCCUCGGGAAUCAUGGUGCCCACCGGGACCCUGCAACAGGGCAACAUUGCCAUGACUACCAUCAAUUCCCAGGUGGUGUCAGGUGGAACCUUGUAUCAGCCGGUUGCCAUGGUGACAUCGCAAGGGCAGGUGUUAACCCAGGGACUCUCCCAGGGGACCAUCCAGAUCCAGAAUUCACAGGUAAACCUGGACUUGGCUUCACUCUUGGACAGUGACGACAAGAAGCACAAAAACAAGAGAGGUGUCCUGCCCAAGCAUGCCACCAACAUCAUGCGCUCCUGGCUCUUCCAGCACCUCAUGCAUCCCUACCCAACAGAGGAUGAGAAAAGACAGAUUGCAGGACAAACCAAUCUCACCUUAUUACAGGUCAACAACUGGUUUAUCAACGCUCGCAGGCGCAUCCUCCAGCCCAUGCUGGAUGCCAGUAACCCAGACCCAGCCCCCAAGGCUAAGAAGAUGAAGUCCCAACACCGUCCAACCCAGCGCUUCUGGCCAGACUCCAUUGUGGCUGGAGUCUUGCAGACACAUGGACCUCACUCUAAUAACGCCGACAACCCCCUAAGCUUUGACACCCUCCAGCCCCUGUCCUCUGUCUCAGCCACACUGUCCAUGCAGCAAGCCAUGCUCGGGGGAACCGAUGACUCCAUGGAUGGCACAGAGGAAGAGGAAGAGGAAGAAGAAGAGGAAGGGAUGGAAGAGGAGGAGGAAGAGGAGGAUGAGGAGGAGGAAGAGAGCGAGGGAGGAAGGAGAGAUCUGGGCAUGGAGCAUAGAGAGGGACUCGAAAAAGUUCACCCCAGCCACACUACCUGUUGCAAGCUGACACGGGCUGGCACCUGUGUCUCACUGGGCAAUGGCACCAGCGAACCUGCCGCCAUUGGGCCUCGCCAACACAGCUCUGGUCUUCAGAGGUCCGUUUGGUUCAGUUGUCUCACUGCAUUUAAUUUCUGGAUUUCCACCCUGCAGUCACCGGUCACUGGAAAGAGCAAGCAGAUUGAAGGCCCCAAGAUGUCCAUCGCUAAUGCGGCUGCCCAGGCCAUGCUGUCAGACGCCCUGCUACGCGACGGCGCUGGGGGCAACCGCAUCGGUCACCUGGAGCUGGAGCUGCCACUUGACAGGGUCAUCAAGUUUGUGUCCGUGGGGCUGCCCUUACUGCUAGUGUCCAUGGCCUUCGCUCGAGAAAUCUCCAUCGGCCCACAGAUCAGCUGUUUCCCCCCCAAUAACUUUACAGCCAAGCAGGCAGCCUACGUGGACACAUACUGCUGGGACUCCCUGAUGCACCAUGAGUUUGACACAGAUGGAAACUUUGAGGAGCGAUCCCUCUGGGUGCACAAGAUGUUCCCGUACUCUCUGUUGGCUAUGGCCAUGAUGAUGUACCUGCCUGCCCUCAUCUGGCGUUUCCUGGUCAUGCCGUCGUUGGGCUCCGACCUGCUCUUCAUCAUUGACGAGCUGGACAAAUCCUACAACCGCUCCGUGCGAUUGGCUCAGAGCAUCCUGGAGAUGCGCCAGAACACCCAGAACCCCUUCACCUUCCAGGCCGAGCUUGAGAGGGCCAAGCGGAAGCGUUACUUCGAGUAUCCCCUGUUGGAGAGGUACAUGCAGAGCAAACACGGCUCCUACUUCCUGGUCAGCAUGCUCUUUCUGCGCGGCUUCCUCUUGCUCACCUUCAUGUCUGCCGCCUGCCUCUACCUCGUCUACUUCCACCUAUCCGCCUUUCUCCAGGAUGAGUUUAGCUGCUUUGUCCGCACCGGCUUGCUGCGCGACCAAAACUGGGUCCCAGAACUGGUCCAGUGCAAAAUGACCGGCCAACUGGUCUUCCAGGUUAUUAGCGUGGCUAACGGCGCUAUCUACGUCCUUCUGGUACCUAUCGUGCUGUUCAGCUUGGUCCGCCUCUUCUGUUGGGAUACGACUCUAUUGUCGGUCUACGAGGUUCUACCCGCAUUGGGACUUAACAGCGGUCGCAAGCUGGGCUGCCCGCUCAACGACCUCAACGUUCUUCUGCUGUUUUUGCGAGCUAACGUGGCGCAUCUGCAGUCUUAUGGCAGGCUGAGGGCCGUAUGCUCGCUGGCAUCCCCGCAGAUCGGGAAGGGGAAUGGCGUGAAGGGCGCAGGGAUGCUGACGGCAGAGGAAAUCGAGGAGAGGGCCGAGGCAGCACAGGAGCUGGAGGAGGAAGUGGAGGAGCUGCAGGAGGAAGGGAAGCUCAACCUGGUGGAUAUCAUGACCAUUUUAGGAGCGGCCCGGGGAAACGCGGUCAACUGCACCGAUUCCAGGCCUCUGGUGGAGGAGAAUAUGAGUCUGGGUACUGUAACUCUUAUCUACACUCUCAAACGUAUUCUGCUUGUGGGAUUGUUCGCAUAUAUUGUUUGGGAUGUUCAGAAAAUUAUAAAGUGAGGGAGCUCUCUCUGCGAGACUGCAGAUCAUGUUCAAAUUAAAUAAUGGAUGGUGGUGAAAGCAGUUUUCAUUGAAUAGCCACUCUACUUACUGAAUAUUGGAUGAGGAGGCAAUAGUAGUAAUGGACUUCACUUGAGAUGGCAGUUUUGAUUCAAACUUUUCCAUCUACACUGUGAUACAAAAAUGUGUUCCACAAACAUUAACUGUCCACAAAUGGUUUUCUUAUACAUGUACUACUAUACCAGUAGGCCUAAUAUAAAUAAGUAUUACAUGUUAGAGAGUUUUUCCUCAGGACUGGAAAGCCUAUAAUUCUAAAAGCGGCUUUUUUUAGGAACUACAGCAAGAGAGCAGAUACAAUUAGUUCCCACUCCUAACUCCCCUCUCUGUCUCCUUACAGAGCCAAACCACCAGGGGUACCAUGAGUUGAAGGAGACUGCAUCAUGUAAUCGUUACUAAACCACCAAUUGACUGAACCAUCAAUGUGACACCAAUUGAGGGGGAGGGGGGGGAUCAAAAAAGAUAACCUGGGAGAGAAGCGAGGGAAGGGGUUCUGUAUCCAGAGAAGUUGUUCCAAAAAGCCUCCAUUAGAAUUAAAAGCUUGGUGGUUAACUUGAGCGAUGUAGUUUCUUUAUGUAUGACUGAGCUUCUGGGUCGUUGUGACUCAUCUUAAUUUCAACCUCAGAUUUCCUACUUUUCUUUAUUGUUAUGCGUUUUACUGUACUUGAUUUUGUGAUUUAUCAGCAAGGAAAGUUGUAUGUGUUAAAUGUCAAACAGUAACAUUUUGUUUGUUCUAUGUCAACAGAUACCAAUGUAAUGAAUAAAGUUAUUUUUAUGA